Aspergillus oryzae RIB40 is the source of this 735-nucleotide messenger RNA. RefSeq lists its product as uncharacterized. Bases 1 to 735 code for a protein of 244 amino acids. The record is from RefSeq and is a predicted model, not a curated record. NCBI's taxonomy places the organism in Eukaryota, Fungi, Ascomycota, Eurotiomycetes, Eurotiales, Aspergillaceae. The transcript has a single exon.
AUGCUCUCCCUUACAACCGCUCUUGCCAUUAGAAACAACACAAUCCGAUCCUACACAGCUGCUGCAGUGCUCUCCCCUACAAGCCCCAUGAUGGCAGUCCCGACCCGUGCAGCCGUAGCAGUUCGAACCAGUACAUUGGCCGUUAUGACAGUCAGGCCCCGUGCAUCCGAUGCAGUUGUCGCCGGUGCAGUCGCCAUCAUGACAGUCCGAGCCCGAGCAGCUGCUGCAGUCGUCUCCCUUGCAAGAACCAUUGUUGCAGUCCUUGCCGACACAGCUAUCAUAGCUCGAACAUUUGCUGCCGGAGCAAACCCCGUUGGCACAUCCGCUGCCACUGCAUGUCCCUUCCCAACAAUCCGGACCGGUGCAGAUACCAUCCUUUCCACAAUCAGAUCCAGAACAGCCGAGGCCAAAACAGCGGUCGUCAGUACAUUUUCCAUCCUCUCCGCAGUCAUCUCCCACGCAGCCGGCCGUGAUGCAGUCGUCCGCCACACAGACACCGUCUCUGCAUCCAGAUCCAAGACAUCCAUGGACAGUACAUUGCCCAAAGGCGGUACAGACGCCAUUCAAGCAGCCAGAUCCACUGCAGCCAAAGGAAGCGCAAAGAAGCCCCGUGCAUUGGCCGUUCUUACAAUCCGGACCUUUACAUUGACCAUUGGUGACUACCGGCCAUGGCUCUUCCGUAGUGCCACCGCUGCUGCUGCUGCUGCCACCACCACUAUCACCACCGCCUCCUGA